GCAGCUUGAUUAUUCAAGAACAUCCAGAUGGAAAAAGAGGUCUUCAAUCUGAUUUAACAGUGACCUGUAGUUCUUGUGAAGAAGAAUCAUCUUUGGAGACAUCCUUCUUUGUGGGUGGGAGAGGGAAGUCUGCUGAUAUAAACCAACGCGCAGUGUACUAUUCGAUAGAGACGGGUGGUGGAUACAAAAGUCUUGAUCUUUCUGCAACAUCAUGA
Paramuricea clavata is the source of this 215-nucleotide messenger RNA. Lineage: Eukaryota; Metazoa; Cnidaria; Anthozoa; Malacalcyonacea; Plexauridae. The record is from the annotation of a GenBank genome assembly.